This is a messenger RNA of Benincasa hispida (wax gourd), 1284 nucleotides long. Its product is annotated as Small nuclear ribonucleoprotein family protein. The record is from RefSeq and is a predicted model, not a curated record. Gene Ontology annotation, molecular function: RNA binding. Gene Ontology annotation, biological process: mRNA splicing, via spliceosome; nuclear-transcribed mRNA catabolic process. Lineage: Eukaryota; Viridiplantae; Streptophyta; Magnoliopsida; Cucurbitales; Cucurbitaceae.
AUGGUAGUUAGUAUUUUUAUUAGGGAAAGAAAAUUGGAAGAGAAAACCCUAACCUCUCUCUAUCUCUCUCUCCCCGAAAUCACUAACCUCUCGCGAGAUUCUUUCCCCUUUCAUUUCCUCUCCUUCAUCGUUCUUACCUCUGCCGUCUUCAUCUUCUACUCCUUCUCCGGCGAAGACACAAGUCGCUCCGCCGUCUUCUCCUUGCGGGCGAGCGACGAGCGUUAUUGCAGACGGAGACCAGACCACGUCAGUUUCUUUAGCGUGAACCAGCCACCGUUGAAGACCAACCCAGGAUCUCCGGCGACCUGGUGGCACCAUCCACGUGACUCGAACGCCUUGCAGAAGCGUUUUUCUUCCUUUCGCUUAGGUUCGACAUUUACCAACUCGUAUUCAGCGUUAGAUUUGAGUUACGGACCCGUUCCAGCAAGGGUUCAAUUCAAGUAUACUUGGGUAGUAUCUGCUUCUAGUGUCUGCUUCGUAUCCUUAAAGAUGCUUCCUCUUUCGCUCCUAAAGACUGCUCAAGGGCACCCAAUGUUGGUGGAGUUGAAAAAUGGUGAGACUUACAACGGCCAUUUGGUUAAUUGCGAUACAUGGAUGAACAUUCAUCUUCGGGAAGUCAUCUGCACUUCUAAAGAUGGUGACCGGUUUUGGCGAAUGCCUGAAUGUUAUAUCCGUGGUAAUACAAUCAAGUAUUUGCGAGUUCCAGAUGAGGUUAUUGACAAAGUUCAGGAAGAAACCAAAAGCCGAGCAGAUAGGAAACCUCCGGGUGUAGGGCGUGGAAGAGGAAGAGGACGUGAAGAUGGUCCUGGUGGAAGACCAGCUAAAGGAAUGGGGCGAGGCUUUGAUGAUAGUGCUAAAGCUGCUUCUGGAGGCCGUGGAAAGGGUGGCCCUGGUGGAAAACCUGGUGCCAACAGAGUUGGAGGGAGGGGCCGAGGGUGAUCGGAGUGAUAUCAGUAACAGAUGAGAUGGACUAACUACAUAUGCAAGCCCUGCCCAGUUUUCUCAUCGGCAGUAGUGUUUUUUCUGUUUUAUGCAUUUGCUUUUGGUCUGGAUUCUUUAGUGAAUAUUUAUGUGAUUUUAGCGCCAGACCUCUCUGCCAAAGUUGUAAACAAGAGAAACUGUUCAUUUUAUUGUUGUAAUUGAGUGCAAUUGGUUCAUAGAUUUUGGUAUUGGUAUGUAGAUAGUUUCAUGUUUUCAGAUGUUCUAGAGGGCUUGGAGAGGCUGUGAUACUUUGAUAUUGUCUUCUUUCUUCUCCGUUGGUUCAUCUCCCUUCUUUUUUGCCUA